Messenger RNA from Trifolium pratense (red clover), 820 nucleotides. Its product is annotated as HMG1/2-like protein. The transcript is spliced from 7 exons. NCBI's taxonomy places the organism in Eukaryota, Viridiplantae, Streptophyta, Magnoliopsida, Fabales, Fabaceae. The coding region runs from base 155 to 583 and encodes 142 amino acids. The record is from RefSeq and is a predicted model, not a curated record.
AUUAGCGUUUUCUCUUCUAUACCCUUCACUUCUAACCCUUCUUAUCCUCUCUCUCGCGCGCUCAAAAACCUCACAACACAACGCAACUAACUCGCUCACUCGACUCGCUCCGAUUCCUUAACUCGUUCUCUUCGUUUUUCAAUUUUUUUUCAUCAUGCCGAAGGCUAAAGCUGAUUCCAAACCCGCUGAGAGCAGGUUGAAGCGUAAGGGUGCUGGAGCUGGAAGGAAACAGACGAAGAAAGCCGCUAAGGAUCCUAACAAGCCGAAGAGGCCACCGAGUGCUUUCUUCGUUUUCAUGUCUGACUUCAGAGAACAGUAUAAGAAGGAUCAUCCAAAUAACAAAUCCGUUGCCACUGUCGGAAAAGCUUGCGGUGAAAAAUGGCAAUCGUUGUCUGAAGAAGAGAAAGCUCCCUAUGUUGCAAGGGCAUUGAAGAAGAAAGAAGAGUAUGAAGUAACUAUUCAGGCUUACAACAAGAAACUGGAAGGAAAAGAUGAGGAAGAUGGUUCCGACAAGUCAAAAUCUGAAGUCAAUGAUGAAGAUGAAGAUGAGGAGGAUGAGGACGACGAGGAAGAUGAAGAUUAGGGGAAAAUUGGGGGGGAGGGGAAAAAUGUAACAACCCAUAUACAUGUCUUGUUUAGGUUGUUGUGGGUUUAUAAUAUGUUGUGAUGUUUACUACUAAGGCAGUGUUAUUUUUUAAGAUAGUUUCUGAAAUUUUAAUGUCUUUUGUCUAGGUUUUAGAUAGUGAACAAUGCUAAUUACGGUUCAGUAUGAUUAUCCUGUACUUAAAGUCAAUGCUAUGAUACGUUUCAAUUCUGUUCA